AUGGCCGGAGAAAGCAGCGGUGGUGACAGCAGUCAACACAACGCUAUCGACCGUCUGUCUGUGGUGUUCGACAGAAUCUACGGCCCGGACUAUCGAGCUGCCAGGCGUCUCAUCCACAAGCGACUUCGCCAAAAGAACAUGGGUUCGCCAGGAAAGAAGCCCCCUGCACAACGAGACGAUAGUCUGUAUCAACGAAUUAUGGCGUUUAGAGAUAAAGGGACUCCCGAAACAUCUCCUCAGCCAUCAGGGGGCGAGACACCCCAAAGGUCACAACAGGCCAGAAGGCCAUCGAAUGCCAGGAGGCCGAGCAACUCCAACAAUACACCAGAACGACGAUCUCCACAAGCCAACAAAACACCACAAAGAACCCCACCUCAAUCUAAUAGGCCUCGUCCUCAAUCUAGAAAGGCUAAAAAAUACCAGCCAAGCAGUGAACCACCUGCUUCUCGUUAUAAUGAUAAGUCUGAGGAACCCACAACAGCUCGAGAUGUGUAUGUAGAGAUGGGAGAUGAAGGGCAGGACAGUCCGAAGAGGAUGUCUAGGAAUCAGUCACGGCAGGAUGACCUGCCUCCUGUAAGGGAGGCAACUCCACGCAGAGGAGAUCGACCCUUGUCACGUGCAGCCUCAGAUCUCAACAAACAUACAGUUGUACCCCCCAUCACCAAAGAGGAUGGCAGCAAAAACAGCAGAAAUAACACCCCAGACCAGAGACAGUCUAGUAGACCCCCGAGUAAUCAAAACAGGACACCUAGUCGAAAUAAUACACCUUCAUCUGAUGAUGCUCGAGCAACGAUUGUUUCUCCAAGAAAUCCGCCCGAACCAAAUACACCUUCCAGCAAGGCUGAUGACCAACCCAUUGAGCGGGCUGGCCCAAGCAAUGCACAUUCUUCAAGACCAGAUCCGAAUCAAGAUGAUAAUCCAGUGGACGAUCAGGACGAUGAUGAAGACUCUCCUGUGCCAGUCAUUCCUGUGCCUGACAUUCCUGCGAGAACACCAAAGGUUAGGAAAGAAGAUGGACGUAUAGCUGCUUUGGAAAAACUUGCGGACUAUAACUUGAAGACUUUAGCUGGGCAGGAUGCGGGUGAGGCACCUGAGAUUGACGAUAAGAUCAUGAAUGAAGUGUUUAGUCCAGAGUUCCAAAAGGAUCUUGAUAACUUCUUGAAGUCAUGAUCUUGAUACUGAUUUUGAUGACCAAGGGUUCUUGUUGUGAAAGGUUUCAGAAGGAGCGUCGUCACUUCUUUAGGUCAGGAUCAUGGUUUGAUAUCUGGAUGCCCAGCACAUGGGGCACAUGUGGCGCAAAUCUGCUUGAACAUAUUUGGAAGUUUCACUUUGUUGCACACGAUAUGUCCUCUGUGCCACAACAACAUUUACAUCGUAGAACGUGUAUCAGCGUGUACGUUUUUGAAGCAAGCGUUCCUAAAGCUUACCCUAAGAGCUAGAUCAUCAACAUCUUAAUCAACAUGGUUUUGUCUAACCCCUCUAGUGAUCACUGACGAUUUGUACCAUCCGGAACAGAUACAAUAUUUAAAAUGUAUUCCAAAGGUCACCUGUAUUUUUAUAAAACGAAAUGCUUAAGUACAUGUUUGUACGUAGUAUUGUUUACACGUCGUUUUCAAAAGUAUGCACCCUCUACAGAUCAUUUAUAAUUGUUGUUUAUCAGAUAUAUUGCUGAUAUACUAUAUCUACUAACCUAUAAGUGUACAAUCACAACCUGCAUAAAGAUGAGCAGCUUGGUUCUUAACAGACAAUGUCCAUGGUUACGUAUUUAACAACAUAUGAUAGCAAUAUGCCUUAGCCUUACGGGAAAGGACUUCAUGACAAGCUUCUCGGAAACUUAUUUUCUCAAAAGUGAUGAGGACAGUAGGCCUUUUUCAGGUUUGUACUAAAAACAGGAGUGAUAUGCAACAUUGAUAUAUUUGUGAUUACACUUUCUCAGUAAAGUACACAUUCUAGGAUUUUUUAGUGUUGAGUCCCGCAAAGUACUUGAAUCUGAAGUUUACUGAGAGCAUAUAUAAUACACAUACAUUUCAUUUGAAAACUUGGCACUUGGCAUUGUGUAUUCAAAGAGUGAUGUGAUAGGAACACCUUCUAGUUUUUCCCACCAAGAACACCAUCACACACAAGUGGAUAGCCAUUAAACUCGGACCUGUGACACAAUGUCAGAUUCAAGCAUCUUGUUAUGGAUACCUGAGAAAACUUCAUGUGAAAUUUGAUUUUGGGGGGAUGUAUGGAGUGAUACUUGAAACAUAUUUCUGUUAAUGACAUUAUCUGCCUCACAAUAUACUUUAUUGCAGAGGAAUAUUCUUUAUAGAACAAUAUUUAGGUUCGUCAUUUUAAUUAACGCAAAUUUCUGGAGUGUUUUCAGCUGCGAAAAUAUCUAGUCUCCGUCCGUACACCGUCGACGCACAUACCCAAACCACCCCACUCUAGCAAGUGUCGCUAUCCAUACAAAAGCAUGUUUUUUUAUCAAGACUAAACUUUAUACAUAGAGCAUUUUGGU
This is a messenger RNA of Haliotis rubra (blacklip abalone), 2500 nucleotides long. RefSeq names its product sporozoite surface protein 2-like. The transcript is spliced from 11 exons. NCBI's taxonomy places the organism in Eukaryota, Metazoa, Mollusca, Gastropoda, Lepetellida, Haliotidae. The record is from RefSeq and is a predicted model, not a curated record. Bases 1 to 1170 code for a protein of 389 amino acids.